CAGAGCUGAGCUCCUUCAGUCCUCCGGCAGACCGGAGCGGAGACGGACGGACGCUGGCGUGUCUGCGUGUUUGUGACCAUUAAAAACUUGUCGGACUGGGAGCGAGAUCUUAUUUUAACCUUUCAUUACUUUUUUUCCCCCGUUUUCUGUUUCGAUCUUUAAGACAAAUGACGCGAGAAAAAACGGGAAAAAGAAGAAGUGACGGCGGGCUCUCCAUCAGCUCUUAUUCCUCACGUUCUCACUUACUCUGAGCGUUCGGGCUUCCAGCCAGCAAGAGUUCAACGCUCAUGGUCUUUGCAUUGAUUGAGAAAAGCUCUUCCUGUUUAGCCGGGAGUCAUUCUUUCCCCAGCACAUCCUUCAUACUGAGUUCCUUCAAAAAUUCAAUGAUGAAAAGCUUUCAAUGAGCGAAUGCUACGAUAAGUACCGGCCAUGGCUGCCCAUCGAAUUAUUAGAAUGACGAACAACAACCACAUCCUCCCUCGCUGUAAGUCUGAGGGGACACUCAUCGACCUCAGUGAAGGGGUCACCGGAGCCAGUCUCAGUGAUGUCAAAGUGCCUUCUCCCAGUGCCUUAAGGCUGGACACUUCAGCUUCCUAUGGAGCUGCACAGGAAGUGGUUGCCAUAAAGGAUUAUUGCCCCAGCAGCUUCACCACGCUGAAAUUCUCCAAAGGUGAUCACCUCUAUGUGCUUGACACAUCAGGUGGAGAGUGGUGGUAUGCCCACAACAACACGGAAAUGGGCUACAUCCCGGCUGCCUAUGUCCAGCCGGUCAACUUCAGGAACUCUUCGCUUAGCGACAGUGGGAUGAUUGACAGUCUCGGGGAAGGGUACGAGGAUGGGUCAAAGGAGUUUGGAGGUUUGGGGGAGUGGACAGGGAUGUCCCUUAAGCCCUCCCCAAUUUACAACAACAGUUCCUUCUCUGUGAACCCCUUUAUCUGUCCGUUAGAUCAAAACUGCAAAGAUAUAGGUGUAAGGAACUCAACAGACCUUAUUCUGUUUGAUGCACUGGCAUCUCCUUCAUCUUGCUCCAACUUUAACACUAGUACAAUCAUGACCAAUGGGUUCAGCAGCUGCCACAUUAACAAUACCACCCCCACCAGCCCAAACCAAGAAGUUGUACCUAACUCUCACAGGGAUAACCCAUUCUUCAGGAGUAAACGUUCCCACAGUCUCUCAGAACUGUCAGUCCUGCAGGCGCAGUCAAAUCCAACCUUACCCUCUUCAGGAUUCUUCACAGGCCUUAAGGCUCCUUCACCGGAGCAGUUUCAAAGCAGGGAGGACUUUAGGACUGCUUGGUUGAACCACAGAAAGCUAGCCAGGUCUUGCCAUGACCUUGACUCCCUGGGCCAGAGUCCUGGGUGGGGCCAGACGCAGCCGGUGGAGACCAACAUCGUGUGCUGGUUGGACAGUAAUGGAGGAGUUGUUCAGCUCCCAGACACCCACAUCAGCGCACACAUCCCCGAAGGCCACGUCAGCCAGGGAGACCACCAACAGAUCUCCAUGAAAGCCUUACUAGACCCUCCUCUGGAGCUCAACAAUGACCAGUGCUCCACUGUCAGCCCUGUGGUGGAGAUCAAGCUCAGCAACAUGGAGACCAAGUCCUUUAUCACAUUGGAGAUGAAGGUAUUGGUAACUGUCAAGAAGGAAAGUUGUCACACUGCAGAGGUGCUUUGCGUUCGAAGUGACUGCAAAGAAGGGCCUUACAUGCCUGUCCCUAAUGCUUACAUUUACAAGGAUACUGUCCAGGUGCAGUUGGAUAGUCUAGAGCCUUGUAUGUAUGUGGCUGUUGUGAUUCAGUCACAGUACAUCAGCCACAAUACGACUGUUUGGGACCAUGUGCAGAGGAAAGUAACUCUGGGUGUGUAUGGACCCAAACACAUCCACCCUUCCUUCAAGACAGUUGUGGCCAUGUUUGGACAUGACUGCGCCCCCAAGACUUUGUUGGUAAGUGAGGUAGGCCGGCAAGGUAGCUCCACCCCGCAAGUGGCCCUCCAGCUGUGGGGGAAGCACCAGUUCAUGCUGGGGUUCCCUCAGGACCUCCAGGUGGGAUUGUACUCCAACAUGUCCAAUUACCAGGUGAAGGCGAGCGAGGGUGCAGGGAUGAUUCGGGGAUUUCAGGUUAAACUGGGGAAAGUCAGCAGGCUGCUGUACAUGAUCACAUCACACAACCCCAACAGCAUCUCAGACUUCACUCUCAGGGUCCAAGUCAAGGACGCCCUCGACUGUAUCCUCACCCAGUUCUGUGUCCAAACUCCUCAGCCGCCGCCAAAGACCGGAGCGAGGAUAAUGGGCCAGAGGAGGUUUCUGAAAAAGAAAGAGGUGGAUAAGAUUGUCCUCUCACCGCUGGCUGUCACUUCCAAAUACCCAAAGUUUCAGGACCGGUGCAUUAUCAACCUUAAAUUCGGCAAGUUGAUCAAAACAGUGAUCAGGCAGCACAAGAGCACUUAUCUGUUGGAGUACAAGAAGGGGGAUGUUAUUGCCUUGCUCAGCGAGGAGAAAAUCAAACUGCGAGGGCAACUGCGGACCAAAGAGUGGUACAUUGGAUACUAUCAGGGGAAGAUAGGCCUUGUCCAUGCCAAGAACGUUUUAGUUCUGGGUAAGGUCAAGCCCAUUUAUUGGUGUGGGCCGGACCUAACGACCACAAUGCUCCUGGAGCAGAUCCUGAAGCCUUGCAAAUUUCUUACAUACAUCUACGCAACUGUGAGGACGGUUUUAAUGGAGAAUGUGGGCAACUGGAGGACGUUUGCAGAUGCCCUGGGGUAUGGAAAUUUGCCACUGAAUUAUUUUUGCCGGACAGAGCUGGACAAUGAGCCGGAGAAGGUGGCGUCGGUUCUGGAAAAACUCAAAGAGGAGUGUACGAACGUGGAGAACAAGGAGAGGAAGUCCUUCCAGAGGGAACUCAUGAUGGCGUUGCUGAAGAUGGACUGCCAGGGUCUGGUUGCCAGACUGGUCCUGGAUUUUGUCUUGUUGACCACAGCGGUGGAGGUGGCGUCCCGGUGGAGAGAACUGGCCGAGAAACUUGCUCGAGUGUCCAGACAGCAGAUGGAGGCUUACGAGGCUCCACAUCGCGACAAAAAUGGUCUAUUAGACAAUGAGUCCAUGUGGAAGCCAGCCUACGACUUCCUCCUGACGUGGGCCGCCCACGUGGGGGACAGCUACAGAGAUGUGAUCCAGGAGCUCCACCUCGGCCUGGACAAGAUGAGGAACCCCAUCACCAAGAGGUGGAAGCACCUGACCGGCACGCUAAUCCUUGUCAACUGCCUCGAUACCCUCCGCAGUGCCGCCUUCUGUCCCACCGGAUAUGGAGAUUUCGCUGUGUGAACAUUUUCAUCCACCUGGAGAACAUUUUUUAAAAGUCUGUGAGGGUUGUCUUCUUCAGUUCAUGGUGGGAGUUACUGGAAUUCGGUACUUCUUGGUCCUAAGAUUCGUCUGUGGAGUUUAGUUGAUGCUGGUGAACAUUCAUUGUUCAGCAAGACAGCAUUGAGGACACAAAGUUUGGGAUUGAUGUCAGGGAUCGAACCUUUGACCGUCCAGUACAGGGUAC
Siniperca chuatsi (mandarin fish) is the source of this 3544-nucleotide messenger RNA. It is a transcript of the gene sh3bp4a, whose product is annotated as SH3-domain binding protein 4a. Gene Ontology annotation, cellular component: cytoplasm. The transcript has 6 exons. Gene Ontology annotation, molecular function: protein binding. NCBI's taxonomy places the organism in Eukaryota, Metazoa, Chordata, Actinopteri, Centrarchiformes, Sinipercidae. The record is from RefSeq and is a predicted model, not a curated record. Bases 430 to 3321 code for a protein of 963 amino acids.